This is a messenger RNA of Colletotrichum paranaense, 360 nucleotides long. RefSeq names its product cytochrome P450. The record is from RefSeq and is a predicted model, not a curated record. The transcript has a single exon. NCBI's taxonomy places the organism in Eukaryota, Fungi, Ascomycota, Sordariomycetes, Glomerellales, Glomerellaceae. The coding region runs from base 1 to 360 and encodes 119 amino acids. Gene Ontology annotation, molecular function: oxidoreductase activity, acting on paired donors, with incorporation or reduction of molecular oxygen; heme binding; iron ion binding.
AUGCUUCGGCUUGCUCAUACAGCAACUAGUCAAGAUCGAGAGUGCAAAGAAGAUACAGUUAUCUUGGGCCAUGUCAUCCCCAAGGGUACCACCGUCAUCGUCCCAAACCGGGGUCCAAGCUUUACUGAGCCGGGAUAUGAGAUCGAGGAACGCCUGCGGAGCACAUCUUCGAGAAAAGCAGCCACCGAUUUUGGUUCCAGGGUCUGGGACUCCCAGGAGAUGGGAAAGUCAAGCCGGAUCGUUGGCUUGUACGAGAUGAGAAGGGUAAUGAUGAAUAUAAUGGUUCUGCAGGGCCGACCUUGCCCUUCGGCCUUGGACUUCGCGGUUGCUUCGGACGAAAGCUGGCAUACAUGGAAAUGA